AUGGAGAUGACCAAGUUGCUGCUUGAUGCUGCGGCGUCCUUCGGGGGCGCGACUGCAAUACAAGCAGCCGCGUCGAUGAGGAAUGACCAAUUGGUCCAAGAUUUUCUCGUCCGGGGCGCAGAUGUCAAUGUUCCGCCAGGAAAAGAUGGCGGACUAACAGCGCUACAGUGCGCAGCAAUAGGCGGGGGCUUGGACAUGGUGGUUCAGCUUCUGGAGUACGGAGUAGACGUCAAUGCUAAAGCUGCUGCUCGUAGCUGGACGGCGCUAGAAGGGGCAGCCAAGUAUGGACGGUUGGAUAUUGUUCACAUUUUAUUAGAGAAUGAUGGCGAGGCCGAAUUCUUGGAGGGAAGAUGUGAGAAAGCGGCGAAGCUAGCUGAUGAAGAGGGGCACAGCGUUAUAGGGAGGGUUCUUCGAAAGUGGAAGAGUGUGUAG
Messenger RNA from Ilyonectria robusta, 432 nucleotides. Its product is annotated as ankyrin repeat protein. The record is from RefSeq and is a predicted model, not a curated record. Gene Ontology annotation, molecular function: protein binding; RNA binding; RNA nuclease activity. The transcript is spliced from 2 exons. Bases 1 to 432 code for a protein of 143 amino acids. Gene Ontology annotation, biological process: RNA processing. Lineage: Eukaryota; Fungi; Ascomycota; Sordariomycetes; Hypocreales; Nectriaceae.